Molecule: messenger RNA, 29895 nt
Organism: Podarcis lilfordi (Lilford's wall lizard)
Lineage: Eukaryota; Metazoa; Chordata; Lepidosauria; Squamata; Lacertidae
Source: the annotation of a GenBank genome assembly
UGAAUUUAUUGGACUCUCGAUCAGUAAUGGGGGAUCUUGGAUGGAUAGCCUACCCGAAGAAUGGGGUAAGUUUCUCUUGUGCCAUAUGAUGUUCUAAUGAUAGUUCUCCUUCAUGUAAGGUUCUCCAGAGUACUUUGUGCACCCUUACGCUCAAGGCUGCAACUCGGCUUCCAGAUAACUCUGCCCAGAAACUCCCAGAUCUUGGGGCCAAGCUAGGUGACGUUAGUCACAUGUUUAAACAAGUAUGUCUAACAUGGCCUCUUUUAUUUUUGGAGCAAAAAUAUCAGUGGGGACCCAGUCUAGAUAAUAUGCUCUGGAAUAGGACCCCUUAUGACUGUUUUGGAUCCACAACAAAUGGGACACCGAACCUUGUUGCUUUUAACCCAGCAUGUUUCUGUCAUGCCUUCAAAUUCACUAUACCUUUUGUUGUUCUGACCUCUCCUUUCGGAUGGGUGGGUGUGUAGUCAUUGUCAAGCCUGUAGAGGUUUUGCACUCCAAAAUCUUGUCUGCUUAUCUCCUUUUCUUAUUGGAGGUUCCCACUGAAGACUGUUAAAGCAGUAGUAUUCAAUAUGGUGCCCUCCACUUGAGGCUGGACUCCAACUUCCAUCAUUUGCUGCCAAGGAGUGUGGUGGAGUCUCCUUCUUUGGAGGUCUUUAAGCAGAGGCUUGACAACCAUAUGUCAGGAGUGCUCUGAUGGUGUUUCCUGCUUGGCAGGGGGUUGGACUCGAUGGCCUUUGUGGUCUCUUCCAACUCUAUGAUUCUAUGAUUCUAUGAUUCUAUGAUCAUUCCUGACCAUUGUCCACGAAGGCCAGAGCUGAUGAGAGUUGCUGUCCAACCUCCCCAUUAAAGGGUCAUCUUGGACUUUUAGCAUGCUACCAGCUUGGAAAAAGAAAUGGUCAGUAUAUAGGUGCAACAACAGUGAUUGACUAAAAUAAUGGAGGACAUUUUCUUUUCUUUUUUAAAAAGAUUUUUAAAAAACCAAGCUGGCCAGACUGUUGACUACUUUCCAGAAUUCCCUAGGGCCUUCUGGCGGUUCCCUCACUGCGAGAAGUGAGGUUACAGGGAACCAGGCAGAGGGCCUUCUCGGUAGUGGCGCCCGCCCAGUGGAACGCCCUCCCAUCAGAUGUCAAGGAAAUAAACAACUAUCUGACUUUUAGAAAACAUCUGAAGGCAGCCCUGUUUAGGGAAGGGAAGUGUAGGUGGGUUACCACGAGGCAAGACACAGUGAUAACAGCAAGAACCUUUAUUGAACUAACAGAGCUGGACAACAGGGACAAAGCAACUGCUUAUAUACAUUUCUGAAGGCCUGGGCCAAUCCCACUCCGAACGUGAUUGGUUGUCUAAACUUCCAAGCUGUGAAUCAUCACUCAGAGUUUAAGGGCCAAUGGCAGAGGCCCAAAUCCUGAAAUGUUCUGUGAUUGGAUAUCAUAUAUCGAAUCAGAACACAGGAGCUCAGAUUCCUUCAUCCAGACUCAAGCUCAGGCAAACACAGACCACUGAAUACAUAACAGGAAGUUUUUCAUGUUUGAUGUUUUAUCUUGUUUUUAAUAUUCUGUUGGGAGCCGCCCAGAGUGGCUGGGGAAACCCAGUCAGAUGGGUGGGGUAUAAACAAAUUAUUAUUAUUAUUAUUAUUAUUAUUAUUAUUAUUAUUAUUGACUUGAGUUCAGUAAACCCACUUCUCUGAGAUUUGUGCCCCAAUAUAUUCACAGCCUUUUUUCAGAUGUCGGAAAUGCUGCUUUAUUUCUCUACAACUGGCGCGCCAUUUGUUUUCUCUCGUUUUCCCUAAUAUCCCCCCUCUCUCAAAUCUGCUCUAUGUAAAUAUUUAAUUCUCAAUUCCAGAUAUAGAUUUGAAAAGUGGUUGCUGUAAUUAAAAUGAAACCAGAGGAGGAGAAGCUUCUGAAGGCUGAACUUCCUUCCCCAUAUGCUCUGCUGUCAGGACGUCCUUUGAGGGAUGCUUAGUGUACUAAAGAUUCAUCUUCUUGUGGUGCUUUAGCAAGGUUUAGCCAGAAAACAACCCGUCCUUUCAAUAGACUGCCUGAUUAAUGCCUAUUACUAAUAUUGGAGUCUUCAUCAUUUUAAUAGCUUUCCAGUGCUUUGUAGUGAUUCAGUGUGAUGGUUUGCUUUAAACUAGCAAAAUCAUAUUACUUUCUGGAAAUAUUUAUGCUUGGUUUGAAGUAUGUCAUUUUUAUAAAAUAAAAUAAAAUAAAAAUAAAGGAGAUCUGUUAAUGGCAGCUGCAAAAUAUUUCUUGCCUUCUAAAUCUCAGUCUACAAAAAAACAGCAGAUUGCAUGGUGGAGGAAAUUGCAUGAUGAGUCCCUCAUGUAGAAGCAAAACCACGUGUCAGGGGGAGAAGGCAGGAUUAGAGAACUUCAUGGCAUACUAGUUCCAAAUGUGGAGAGAGGCUUUCAAAACGUGGAAGGCCACUCAAACAUUUGAUUUUCGCUCCGAUAAUAUGUUCACAACUGAGUCAGUUGUGAACAUAUUAAGUGAUGUGAUGACUACUACAACAGCAAUUCUUUAUUGCGUGUCGAGGUCCCCAGGGCCACCACAAUAACUCACACAUCACACAGAAAUUUUGUUUAAGGUUUUGGGCAUAAUUUUGGCCACAACUUUAUUAAAAUACAAAAAUGUGAGUGCUUGCUUAGGCAUUGGUUGUGACUAUAUGCCCCUCCAUGGGGAACAGACUGACAUUCCACACGAUGCGAAAGUCAGAAAAGGGGAAUACAUUUGGGGGUAGCGACGGAGCAGGGAACCUGCCCUCAGCCCUCCCCAAAUGCAGCCAGGGGCUCUUGCAUGGCCCGAGCCCCUUGACAGGGUGGACAAAAGCAAUAGUGAGCCCCUGUAUUCCUUUAAUGGAAUCCCUUGCAGCAGCAGCAUUAGAGGGGCAGGCACAGCCAAUCCAUGCCCCUCAACCAACCAAACCAUAAACCAAUGCCUAACCGCAACCUUACAAGUUGUGAGGAUUUGCUACGCAGUAGGCAAAAACCUAAUGGCCCCAGCCAAUCAGCCAGAUGGACAAAAUUCCUACCGGGCCCCUGCCCCAAGAGCAGACGACCCCAUGACAGGCAUAGCAAGGUCAAAGCGAACAACCCUAUUCUAGGGAGGGGGGGACGGGCAAUCCGAUGCACGGAGCAAAAAGAGGAAGCUCUACGCCUUGUGCAGGGAGUUUUAGUAUUUCUGGCUGUCAAUCAACAAAUGGCAACAUUAACUUCUUCCCAACAACAAGGGAAGCCCAAUCACAUCAGUGGCCAAUGAUCAAUUAGCCCACCCCACAACUUUGGAGUGUCCUGUCGGCCCCCACCGCAACACGUGCUCUCCAUGAAGGAGAACACGCUUUGUGGCCCAAAGACCCACCUGAUGAAAUUCAAUGCAUAUAAAAUACAUUGAAAGCACACAGACUACUAGGACAAAUCAUAAGACAAUGCUAGUUUCUGACUUUUGUCUAAUACAUAUCGAUCUCUGAUUCUGACCACCAGGGACAGAAACUUGGCAAUGGCCAAAGUCACACUGGAAAUCUCAUUGUCUAGUAAGCAACUUGGCAUAGAACUGGGCAGAUUUACCUGGUAGAUUUGCCAUUAGUGGACUAAUCAGAUGUUGUCGUUUCCCAGCAUUUGAUGACUAAACCAGAACUCAACCAGUAGUAGUAAAUUAGUGAGCAUUUCCUUCAUCCAUUUACAUGGAUGCCCAAUAUGGCAUGCAUGCCUUUUUUCUCAUUUUAUUCUUGCAAGAACUCAAUGAAGUAGGCUGCUUUGGAUUUUUGUUGGUGUGUUUUGUUAGUGGGUCUCAACAAGAUGGAUCCCUUUCUAAAUCAUGGAAUAUCAGAGAAGGCUGGCUAACCUUAACUUCUGAAAUAUCUUUUAGUACUUUUCCUGUGUAAAAUUGCACCCAGCAAGUUUAAUUCUGUUCUUAUUCUGUUGCCACUAUUUCCCUUAAAGGUAAAGGUAAAGAGACCCCUAACCAUUAGGUCCAGUCAUGACCGACUCUGGGGUUGCAGCGCUCAUCUCGCUUUAUUGGCCGAGGGAGCCGGCGUGCAGCUUCCGGGUCAUGUGGCCAGCAUGACUAACCCGCUUCUGGCGAACUAGAGCAGCACACGGAAAUGCCGUAUACCUUUCCGCCGGAGCGGUACCUAUUUAUCUACUUGCACUUUGACAUGCUUUUGAACUGCUAGGUUGGCAAGAGCAGGGACCGAGCAACGGGAGCUCACCCCGUCGCAGGGAUUCGAACUGCCGACCUUCUGAGCAGCAAGUCCUAGGCUCUGUGGUUUAACCCACAGCGCCACCCGUGUCCCAAGUACUAUUUCCCUUACCUACAGUUAAUUCCAGCGCUGACUGUCUCAUUUUGAUUUGUAGAUUGGAACAUCGAAUCAGCAAUAUAAACACCAUGUUUCAGAACAGAUGCAAACAUAGUUCAAAAGUGCCUGUAUCUUUGACCUGUAGCUUGCUUCUGGCUACAUUCAGACAGGGGGCUUAUUGCAUAAGUUUUCCUGGUUAUAUGCUAGUGCUUCUGUCUCUUGUUGUGUUGUGUCACAGAAAGGUGGCUUUUUGAUUGACACACCACCAUGUUGCACUAAAAUUUUAAAUCUCAGAUGGUGGGAAGGAAUUGUGUGUACUGGGACACCAAUCCAAAUUUUGUAAUGCAAGCAGUGGUGGCGCUAUUGUGAAAACCGCAGGAAAAUUACAACACAAAUCUCCAAGUUAACGGGGUUGCAAAUUGCUUUUUCUAUCCUGGAAACAAUUAACCCAGAAAUGAGCACUAAACUUCUACUAGAUUUCCAGAAGCGGCUUUUAUGUUGUGUGAAAGAUCACAUAAAACUUGAAAAUGAACAGGUAAAGAAAUGUUGAAAAGAUGGCACAAAGUGCUGCUUGAAUACACCCUCUGUACACAAAGUAGUAUAGUGGUAACUUGGUUCUCAAACGCUUUGGUUCCCAAACACCAAAAACCCGGAAGUAAGUGUUCCGGUUUUCAAACGUUUUUCAGAAGCCGAACAUCCGAUGCGGCUGUCGGCUAUUGUUUCCGGGGCGCCUGCACAAAUCAGAAGCCGUGCCUUGGUUUUCAAACAUUUUGGAAGUCAAACGGAUUUCCAGAACAGAUUAAGUUUGAGAACCAAGGUACCACUGUAUUUGGUGCUUUUGGUUUUGCUAUUUAUUUUGUGUUUUUGAGGCUUUUUCAGUUAAUUUGUUUUUUGACUGUGUGGAACGCAAUUCAGCUGAUUGAUUGAUUGUGUGACUGCAGAAAUGGAUAAAAGUCCCCCCUCCAAACAAUGACUAUCAUCAGAGCAAGUAAGAAAAAAAAUAAUUUUAAUUUUCAUCAUUUGUCUUAUUUAUUUUAUAGUACAGUACAUUGAUUAUUGCUUUCAUUUUAUGGAUCAAUAAUCUUGUUCGAGAGUAAAAUUCAUGUUAAAUUGCUGUUUUAGGGGUUGUUUUUAAAAGUCUGGAACGGAUUAAUCCAUUCUGCAUUACUUUCCAUGGGGAAGCUCGCCUUGGUUUUGGAACGCUUUGGUUUUGGAACAGACUUCCGGAACGGAUUAAGUUUGAGAACCAAGGCACCAGUGUAUUAGCUGACAGGUUACAGGCAAAGCAAAUAUUGCAUCUUUCUUCCUAAACUGGAAGCUAAGCCGCUGGCCCCCUCAUUGCUCCCUUGAACUCAUUGAAAACAGGCAGCGUUUUUAAUUUUUGUGAAAUGUAGGGGAUUUUUGGAAAGCCAUGCCUAGCAUUCAAGUUUAACUGUAUUAGAAAUGUACCAGUGACCAUAGAGUUGAAUAAGAUUGGCAUAGUAGACUUGUUUAUGCAGUCGGGGAACUCAUUUUGUGGUAUGGUUAUAUGCGCAAUGAGUUAAUGAGAGGCUAAAAUGAGAAGAGCUUGUGGGUCAGUUGGGGCUUUUCACUCCGUGCUGUGAAAAAAGAAAAAGUAGCUUUGACUUAUGAGUUUGGGAGUUGAGAGAUGUGGUUUAUGUGAACAGUUUUAGGAUUUGCCUUUGUGGGUCCUCAUCAGAGGUAGGCACUGAACCCUCACAUAAUACUAAGUCAUUACAGUUUUCUUAAUAACUUAGUAUUAUGUGAGGGUUCAGUGCCCUUUGAGAUAUUCAGCAGUGUCCUUUGAGAUAUUCAGCAGUGUCAACAGUUCAGUCAUACCUUGGAUCUCGAAUGGCUUGCGAUUUGAACGGUAUGGCUCCUGAACGCCGCAAACCCGGAAGUGAGUGUUCCGGUUUGUGAACGUUUUUUGGAAGCCAAAUAUCCGACAGGGCUUCCGUGGCUUCCGAUUGGCUGCAGGAAGCACCUGCAGCCAAUCGGAAGCCGUACCUUGGUUGUCGAACGUAUUGGAAGUCAAAUGGACUUCCGGAACGGAUUCUGUACAACAAGCAAGGUAUGACUGUAUGGUUAUCAGGGUCGUAGGUUAAAAAAAAGCCAGAUAUCAACUGUUAUUUCUGAUUUGUGUAACUGUGGCUUGGAAAAUGCCCCCAAGAGACUUGGCCACGUCUGCUUCAAUAGGCAUGCAGAAAUUUUGGUGUGGUUGUUAUUUGACAUUUUCUGCUUUUUAGGACUGGGGCUCAGAAAGUGUGGGAGGUGGGCCUUAAUACCCUCAAGCUGUGAUCCUGAUGAAAAUUGCCCUCUCAGCCACUAUCUAAAGCAGUUUGUUCUUGCAUGCUUAAUUUUUCUAUGUGUUUCAAAUAAACCACUCUGUGUGUGUAUGCAAAAAAGCUUAUGGUCACCUGCAACUUGCAGAAUCUGUUCAGGCCUUGGCUUUGCUCUGUUUGGUUCAUUUGGCAUACAGUAUAAACCACAGAGCCUAGGGCUUGCCGGCGGUUCGAAUCCCUGUGACGGGGUGAGCUCCCGUUGCUCGGUCCCUGCUCCUGCCAACCUAGCAGUUCGAAAGCACGUCAAAGUGCAAGUAGAUAAAUAGGUACUGCUCCGGCAGGAAGGUAAAUGGCAUUUCUGUGCGCUGCUCUGGUUCGCCCGAAGCGGCUUAGUCAUGCCGGCCACAUGACCUGGAAGCUAUCUGACGACAAACGCCAGCUCCCUCGGCCAGUAAAGCGAGAUGAGCGCCGCAACCGCAGAGUCGUCCGCGACUGGACUUAACGGUCCGGGGUCCCUUUUAUAGUGAUGGCCACAUCUUGUUCUGAAAGCUCUCUGUCCUCCUCCCCCCUGCCCACCCCCCACCUUUGUGAGAGCUUAAUUUUCUUUGUCCUUUUGUCCUGCUUUUUAGCCCCCCCCACUUUCAAGCAAGAACACAACAACACCUGCCUGCCUUGUGUGUAACUCAUCCCUGCUUUCCUCCAGUGAUUUCACUGAACUUCCUGUAGUCAGGAACACUUCUCAGUAUUCCUCGGAGUAUUUGCAGUGUGUUGUGGCUCACUGUUCAAUUACUUGCUGCUGCUGCUGUUUGUUUUUCUGUAUGAGCUUCUUUUUUAAAAAAGAAGAAGAAGAAGAAGACAGAUGACACCAAAAAAGCCAGAAUCAUGCAUGGAUCUUUUUCAUUGCAGAAUAUUUUUCUAAAAAGGUUGAUUCUUCUAUUUCCAUCCCCCCCCCCCACUACACCCCACUACACCAAAGAAACAAGCCAAGUAAUUGCUCCUGACGGGGGAGGGGGCAUAAUUGUGGGUCUGCAGGGAAUGCCGGCUAAAUAUACAAAGCAGGUAUCUGCGGCCUAUGUGUGAUUUUGUAUUUUUUUGCUUUGUUCCCCCUUGCUACUGUUCUUUCUUUUUUUUUUUUAAAUGAUAUUUAUUAAAGUUUCAAGAAAUACAAAAAAAUACAGAAUACAGAAAAAAGAAGAAUAAAAUUUUUUAAAGUAUAACCAAAAAAGUAAAAAAUAAAAAGAAACAUACCAAAUAAAACAGUUAAAAAGACAUUAAUUUUCCAUAACCUAUCUUCCCUAUACUUAUUUCCCCGGACCUCCUCAUACCUCCCUUUUUUGUUAGUUCAGCAAAUCCUUACCAUUAAACUUUUACCCAGUUGCAAACCUUUUUUCAUAUCUCUUAAAGCAUUACAGCUAAAAACCUCUUAGUUUCUAUCCAACAUCCUUCUAAAAUUCCUUAAUUUUACAAUAUUUCUGUAAAUAGUCUUUGAAUUUCUUCCAGUCUUCUUUCACCGACUCUUCUCUCUGGUCUCGGAUUCUGCCAGUCAUUUCCGCCAGUUCCAGCUACUGUUCUUUCUCUUUUGAAAUACAUAUUCUCUAAAACUCCAGACUAAAUGGGUAAGAGUGAGGUGCUGCAGGAACAGUUUCCAUAGCACACUGCUAUUAUUUAUAUGUUUUAAGCGUUUUGUGUACCCUCCUUCACUCGUACGCACCAGAGCAGUUUACAGUGGUACCUCAGGUUACAUACGCUUCAGGUUACAUACGCUUCAGGUUACAGACUCCGCUAACCCAGAAAUAAUACCUCGGGUUAAGAACUUUGCUUCAGGAUGAGAACAGAAAUCGGUCUCCGGUAGCGCGGCAGCAGCAGGAGGCCCCAUUAGCUAAAGUGGUGCUUCAGGUUAAGAACAGUUUCAGGUUAAGUACGGAGCUCCGGAACGAAUUAAGUACUUAACCUGAGGUACCACUGUACAUCAAUAAAAAUAUUUUUAAAUAUACAAUAGAAUAAAAUGCAAGCAUAAUAAACAGUUCAUAGCUCCAACACGUGGAGGGGGCGGAGCAUUAAAGAAUUCACCUGUUCCUUAAAAAUCCGGUUGUAAAACUGACAUCUACCAUUGUAGUCUGACAAGUGUGCCUAUUGUGGUGAUGGAAGCCUGUUACGAAAAAUUUAGCUAAAAACUGAGGGGCUCCUGCUGUCUCCCUUCUCUCUCAAGAUAGUUUCUGGUCUAGUCAGCUCCAAUUAAAACACACAACAUUUUGUUAUUGUCGAAUUCCAAAUAAAGUUUAUAAAAUCUAAUAAUAAAAAAGGUCCAUACAUGUAUAAGUGUCUGUUCCACCUGUCUGUUCAUAGUUCCACAUAGUUCAUAGUUACAGUUCCACAGAAUCUUUUCACAGAGUCUUAAGACAAGGAUUUCUGGAAUAUUAGCCUUGUUUUGCCAUCCUAGGCUUCAUCAGUAGAACAGGCUCAUAUGUAAUAUUGCAGGAUAGUGGAUCUUAUGGCAUAGUAGUGGUUGCAGACUCUGUGAAAGGAUUCUGUGGAACUGUAACUAUGCAUGAACUGACUCGAGAAUGAACUGAUCCACUGGGUCUUCUGCUUUUUUCGCUGAACUUUAUGAGACUUCCUUUGAAAUCUACAGUUUGAUACAAUGAAUAGUAUACCUUAAUUAUUCAAAUGUACAACUGGGCACCACAGUUCAAGAAGGACACUGACAAACUGGAACGUGUCCAGAGGAGGGCAACCAAAAUGGUCAAAGGCCUGGAAACGAUGCCUUAUGAGGAACGGCUAAGGGAGCUGGGCAUGUUUAGCCUGGAGAAGAGGAGGUUAAGGGGUGAUAUGAUAGCCAUGUUCAAAUAUAUAAAAGGAUGUCACAUAGAGGAGUGAGAAAGGUUGUUUUCUGCUGCUCCAGAGAAGCGGACAUGGAGCAAUGGAUCCAAACUACAAGAAAGAAGAUUCCACCUAAACAUUAGGAAGAACUUCCUGACAGUAAGAGCUGUUCGACAGUGGAAUUUGCUGCCAAGGAGUGUGGUGGAGUCUCCUUCUUUGGAGGUCUUCAAGCAGAGGCUUGACAACCAUAUGUCAGGAGUGCUCUGAUGGUGUUUCCUGCUUGGCAGGGGGUUGGACUCGAUGGCCCUUGCUGGAUCUUCCAUGAGAGAACCCUUUAGAUAUUUGAAGAUGGCUAUCACAUCUCCUCUCGGUCUCCUCUAGUAACACUGGCGGAGGAACGGGAGGAGUGCACUGCCCCCGGCACCAUCGGGGAGGGGGGUGCCAUUGCGGCCGCCCCCAACACGCACCGCGCACCCUCCCUGUGCCGGGCGCCACACCCCCACGGGUGGUGUACCACGUCUCCAGGACUCAUUCCACGCUCCCGUGGGUGGUGCGCAAAGCCCCAGGAUGCACGCCGCGCUUCCGCAGGUGGCAUGCCACGCCCCCAGGACACAUGCCAUGCUCCCAGGGACGCGCACCAUGCCCUUGGGGCGCGUGCCAGCCAUGCCCCUGCCUGCUCUCAGCCCCCUGUGCUGGAGCAUACAGCUUUGCCACUGUCUAGUAAUACUUUUUAUUGCUUCCCAUUCCCAUUUCAAAUUCAAUUCCCAUUUCAAAUUUUGUUCGAGAGAGUGGGGUCAGUUCUGGAUGGGCAAGGAGUAGGGUUUUUUUUGUUUUUCUAACUAGGAGUAAUAUUAUGUGCCUUUGCUAUGGGGGAAAUUAUAAUUGGACCGUUAACGUACACACCCAACCAUGUUGUGCUGCUUCUUUCGAUCACACCAUAGCUGCUGUAAUUCUGCAAGUUCCCAUGUUGAGAGGCUGCCCAGAUUUACUGUAAAUGUCCCAAAGGCGGCACAGUGCAUAUAAAAGAUUUAACGUCUGCUACAGGGCUGUGCUCACUGUUGCUUUUUGCUCUGCCCUGUCACAAAACUGACUCUUGGGACGAUUGCCCUGAUAUUGGGAAGAAUUAUUUGCAGUUGCCCUGAGACAGAAAUACUCUUCUAUGGAGAAUUCAGUUUAAAGUUCCUUUUUUAUAGUUAAAAUGAAAACCGCUGCUUUGUGACUGCCUCAUAUGUCAUGUAGGCUCUAGAAGACUUUGAGAAACUAGAUAUCUGAUAUAAAGGCUUUUUAUUAUUUAAGGAAGGGGGAGGAGCCAAGGUAUGUUUGGCUGAUUUGUUUUUUAAGUUCAUCAUUAGGUCUCCUUAAUAGACUAAUCUGAUUUUUGGAAAAUAUGAAGGCAUUUUGGAGAAAUACUUCCUUUUCUACAAAGAAGAAAGGAAUAUGUCCCUUGCAUUGGGUAGGGGCAUUGUGAUACUCUGACACAUUUGAUUUCCAACAGAAAUGCCAUAAUUUCAUUAGUGUGGUCAAUUAACCUCCCUUCUGUUUGUUUGUUUUUUUUUUUUUUACUUAUCUAGGGUAAACAUCUGCGGAAUAAUUUAAAAAUGGGGUGCACAUCAUACAAAAUUCAACAUGCACAUAAUUUAUGCUUGCAGUUCCUAACACCAAGGAUCUCCAAGGCACUUAGUGGAGUUUGCAUGAAUAACUGAAACUGGGAUGGAAAAGCAGACUGCUCCAUUGUUUUCUUUAAUUUAUUUCUUUAAUUUGUAUACCGACUUAUACCUGUAGAUCUCAGGGUGGUUCACAAAACAAAAUCACAAUAUAAAAACAGAAAAUACAGAAUCUAUGAAAGGGACUUGUUUUUCAUAGGCUUAAUACCUGGGCAGUGUUUGGCUUAUAUGCAAAGAUUUGUAAAUUCGUGCCUUUUUUUAAAAAAAAACAAACCCCACUCUAAUCAAAGUUCUGAGCACCUGAGGAUGGUGAAUUUUAUUUCCUUGGGGAAACAGUUAAGCCAGCUUUCAGUUUCUUUAUUUUCAGUUUAUGCCCCUGCCCAAGUUUGUCUAUGGUGGGUCCACUGUCAAAAUGUUCUUACACAAUGCAGUUGUGAGUGGCAGGGUAUCUGUGGGUUCAGUUGGUGAGAGAUAAUGAUCUGCAAAGAAACCUGGAGCCUGAAGGCAUUGGCCUGAUCACACAUCACAAAAUGCAAGCUUAUUCAUUGUGUCAAAAAUCCUUUUUUGACUGUGCUGCUGAAAUAACCGCCAGUAUAAUUCUGUGAGAUUAAGCCCCUCCAUUGCCUGAAUUUAUGCAUCUGAUGAAGGGGUCUCAAGGCCAUUAAAGCUUUUGCUGAGAUAAAUUUGUUAGCCUUUAGCCCACAAUAUUUUUGUUUUUUUAUUCAUUUAGUAGCCAUCUUUCCCUAGAGCAGGGAUGGGAAUGUGUGCCCUCCAGAUGUUGUUGAAUUGCAACCCCUGUCAUCCCUAAUGAACAUGCACUAGCCACAAUGGCCGCUGGAGUUCAACAAGACCUAGAGGCGUGGAGGGUCCUCAUAGUUACCCCUAGAGAUCGGGAGAAGCAGGAACAGCUCAUUCUUAAGGGCACAGAAGGUAACCAGAAAGAGAUAGUGGGAGAAAUGGAUAUUGUAGAACUGUCCUCGCCCCUCCUCCCCUUUGUCUACCUUGAUCUCCUCUUGCCUACUCUGCCUGUUUCCAAGAGAGCCUACAGAAUUCUCAAUAUUUUAUUUUUAUUUAUUACAUUUUUAUGCCACCUUUAUAUUCCAGUGAGCUGGAGGUGGUGUACAUGGUUCUCCUCCUUCUCAUUUCAACCUUCUGAGGUAGGAUAGGCUAAGAGCUUUGCAGCUUCUGAAUCCCUUGCCUUGCUUUUAUAAUUUGCAAUAUUGACUUCUGGACUGUGUGCUUUGCUGCCGAACCUGUACUAUCGCUGUAGGGGAGUGGGUAGCGCUGUGGUCUAAACCAUUGAGCCUCUUGGGCUUGCCAAUCAGGAGGUCAGCGGUUCGAAUCCCUGCAACGGGGUGAACUCCCAUUGCUCUGUCCCAGCUUCUGCCAACCUAGCAGUCUGAAAGCACGCCAGUGCAAGUAGAUAAAUAGGUAUCGCUGUGGCGGGAAGGUAAAUGGCGUUUCUGUUAGGGCUGUCUUAAACAUAUGCGGCACCGGGGUGCAAAGAUCCGCCUGGCGCACCCCCCCAAGGUUGUCCAGAGUUGUCAGCCUUUUUUUAAGGGGGGACGACCCCAAAGUUGUUGACCUUUGUUCCCUAGAGUUGUUGGGCACCUGGGGAUUGGGCAACCAACACAAGCAGCAGAGGAGCCCAGCGCAACAAACCAGCCCGAGGCAUCGGCGUCAGCGACUGAGUUAAGCUGGGCGCCUUGUGGUACAAGCAGCAUGUGCUGGGCAGGCCUCUCCCUGCCCUACGCCAAUCUCAGGCACGCAGGAGGGCAGAGCUGGCCAGCCGGCUCAGUGUCUCGCUGGCUCGGUCGCCCCUGAACUCGCGGCGCAGAGCUGCCCGCAGCAGAAGAGCCCGUUGCGGCACUCCAACCGAUGGGUAGGCUCUUUCCCGGACUCAACUCUUGGGCCCCUGAGAGCCCAGUGCCCGGAUGCCCCGCACCCCUAUCGCCUAUGGGUAAGACGGCCCUUGUUUCUGUGCCUCUGGCUUCCGUCAUGGUGUCCUGUUGUACCAGAAGCGCCUUAGUCACGCUGGCCACAUGACCCAGAAAACCUUUCUGCAGACAAACGCCGGCUCCUCAGCCUGAAAGCCAGAUGAACGCUGCAACCCAUAGUCGCCUUUGAGUGAACUCAACUGUCCAGGGGUCCUUUACCUUUUUUACUGUCGCCACCUUAAACAAGUGAGAACCCCUGUUGUAUUUUGCACAGGAGCAGAACAAGAGGUUUCUCUUUACAGAAAGAGUUUAUUUUGUACCUCCAUAACCAUCUUUGUGAAGAGGUUCUCUCCCCCCUCAAAAAAAGAGGCACGAACCUGACUUUUCUUGUUCUGCUUGUUUGCCUCUGCCUAGGCCUAUCAAAAUCUGGAUAAUAAUAGCAACAGUAAUAAAUCAAUGUCCCCCUGCUGUUUUUAUAAAUGUUAAUCAAAUCUGUUAAAUGCUUGACAAGUUGUUUCCCUACCAAAUUAUCAUUUUAAGUCAUUACUUGAUUAAAGCAAGAAAAUAAAUCUUUUUUCAUAAAAAGGAUGUAUUAGAAACAACAUGUGGGCAUGUUAAUCACUUUUUUACCACAGCAGGAAAAAAUUACACGUGCAUUGAAAAAAAAAUGCUAAAUAUUAAUAUUUACAACCGGGGUGGAGGAGUCUUUCUUCUUUGGCGAUCGCUCAUAGCCGAGUAAGAUUGUCUUCCAUAAACAUGGUUUUAACAAUGAGUCCAUAAUGGACUGUGGAGGCCAAUUCUGGAUCCACAUGUCCUUCCACAGUGGGGACAUUGGUUUCCGGGGGGGAGUUGAUCACGGUGUGGAUUUGCCAAUCGUGCCUUCCUGUUAGCACGUUUCUCCCUUGCGUCCUGAGUUCGAGUGUCUUCAAAGAUGAGUGCCGCAAUCCCAGAGUCGUCCGUGACUGGAUCUAAUGGUCAGGGGUCCCUUUACCUUUACCUCGGUUUAAGAACAGCCCUGUUUACAAACUAUUUGGUAUAAGAACUUUGCAAAACCGGAAGUAGUGUCCCAGUUUGCGAACUUUACCUCUGUCUACAAAUGGAAGCCGAACAGUGGAAGGGCACCGGCGGCAGGAGGCCUCAUUAGGGAAAGCGCACCUCGGUUUAAGAACAGUUUCGGUUUAAGAACUUCCAGAACGGAUUAAGUUUGUAAACCAUUUACCACUUUAAUGAGUUAGAUAUUAGUCUGUAGCCCUUGGACCACACCAUCAUGCAAAGAGAUCCAUUUGCAUGUUAUAAUGCAGUCUCAGUAGAAACAUUUUUCAUUUCUUGUUGAGUACAGUAGGUUUGUUCCUGGCUAAAAGUGAAUAUAUAAUUAAUGUGAGGCUUUUAUAAUGUAAAUAAUACAUGGCAAUGAGUGAUCUUUUAAUUAAUACACUUUGUGUUUUAUUUAAAAUGUGCUUUAGAACCAUCGGUGUGUAGGGGGGAGAAGCAAGGCCAUGUCCUUGGGGUCAAAAUGUUCUUUGGUCCUGACCCUCUCCUCAGGCCCCACAUGUGUGGAUGUCUACAUAGAGUGUAUGUGUAGAAGCAACUCUCCUUCAGAAAGUCUGCUAUUCUGGAAACUAUUUCUUAUAGUGAUGGUAUUACAUAAAUAACUGCCCAAAUUAGCAAAGCAAUUUGCCUGGCUUAAACAACUCUAGAGGCAGAAAAAUAGACAAGCAUAAAAAAAAGCUAAGUGGGAGAAGUAAGAGUAGGUAAUAACAACAACAACAACAACAACAACAACAACAACAACAACAAUUUCAUUUCUGUGCCGCUUUAUAUUUUUAAGGGGGAAAAACUCAAAGCAGUUGACAACCUACAUUAAAACAUUAGAUCAAACAAUCUAGAAUGAAACAAAUACGAAGCAUACAUUCAAAGCAACAUAACGGGCAGCUAAAAUAUUAUCUCAAAAGAUUUCAAAAUAAAACAUUUUGAAGAAAGCAUUACUAAAGGAAGUCAAAUAUAAAAUGCACCUUUAAACCAGCAUAAUUAGCAAGAGAACCUAGGACCCUGUAUCGGGAAAGUUUUGAUGUCUAAUGUUUUACAAUUUUUUAUGUGCUGUAAGCAACCCAGAGUGGCUGGGGAAACCCAGCCAGGUGAGUGGGGUAUAAAUAACAAAAUUGUUGUUGUUGUUUUAAAUAGUAUUUAUUGAAUUUUAAAGGGUUACAAAAAGAAAAAAUUAAAAAAGAAGAAAUACAAAACAUCACAUCACAAUAAUAAAAAAAAGAAACAAGAAAAAAGAAAAGAAAAAAUACAAUAAAUACAAUAAAUCUUCCCAUAUCUUAUCUUUCAUUUGCUCGUUUCCUUGACCUCCUCACACCUCCCUUUUUUGUAUUCUAGUUCAAUUAGCUAUUUCAGCAAAUCCUUUCCAUCUUUUCCAGUUUUUGUCCUCUAUUUUAUCUUAAUAUAAUGUAACUUUACUUUCCCUCCUUCACCAUUUAGCAAUCUAUUUUUCCUUAAUCCUUUAUAGCAUUUCUGCUAAAACCGCAUUAUCUCAUUCCAACAUCCUUCUAACAUUCCUUAAUUUUACAAUGUUUCUGUAAAUAAGCUUUAAAUUUCUUCCAAUCUUCUUCCACCGACUCUUCUCCCUGGUCUCGGAUUCUGCCAGUCAUUUCCGCCAGUUCCAUGUAGUCCAUCACCUUCAUCUGCCAUUCUUCCCGGGUGGGUAGAUCUUGUGUCUUCCAAUACUUCGCGAUGAGUAUUCUUGCUGCUAUUGUGGCAUACAUAAAAAAAGUUCUAUCCUUUUUUGGCACUCUAUAAGCAACCCAGAGUGGCUGGGGAAACCCAGCCAGGUGAGUGGGGUAUAAAUAACAAAAUUGUUGUUGUUGUUCUUGCUGCCAAUCUUGCCCAUGGUGGUUCAUAAUGGUUGGCGCUGUGGAAGCUCAGGCUCGAUGACCUGGGUCUGCGCUAAGAGACGGGCAAAAUGGUAGACAAGGCUAGGCCAAUUCUUUCUGCUCUUUCCACUGUCGUUUGGUAUCCUCCUACCUCUCCUUUCCUUCAUGUUCAGUUAGAUUUAUGAGCUCCACACGUGUACAGCCAUACCUCGGGUUGAAGUAGCUUCGGGAUAAGUAUUUUCGGGUUGUGCGCUGCGGUGACCCGGAAGUAAUGGAGCGUGUUACUUCCGGGUUUCGCCACUCGCACAUGCGCAGAUGGUCAAAAUGAUGUCACGCGCAUGCGCGAAAGCGGCGAAUUGCGACCUGCGCACGCGCAGACGAAGGUUCGCUUCUGGAUGCGAACGGGGCUCCGGAACGGAUACCAUUCGCAUCCAGAGGUACCACUGUACUCAGUGUGCUGGAAGACUGCUAGAUCUCUGCUUGUAACAUUGCGGAAGGAUAUAAGGAAACUGUGUAGAACCCAUGCCAUAUUUCAGGGGCCCUGAACAUGGCUUCCACCAUGUUAUGACCUUCCCAGAGGGUUGUUGGGUGGGUGGCAGCGCCAUAGUGGUAAAAACUAGAUUGGGCCUAGAGGCACUGUGGGGUUUGUUUGGAAUGCAGGGCCAUUAUUUUUUAAAAAUGUAAAAAUCAAAAAGUUGCUGGCAGGAGGGGACACCAGCAUGCUGGGUGAUGUGAAAAGGUAAAAAGAUAAAGGAGCCCUGGACGGUUAAGUCUAGUCAAAGGCGACUAUGGCGCUGUGGCACUCAUCUCGCUUUCAGGUCGAGGGAGCCGCCGUUUGUCCACAGACGGAAACCAGAGUGCACGGAAACGCCGUUUACCUUCCCGCCACCUAUUUAUCUACUUGCACUGGUGUGCUUUCGAACUGCUAGGUUGGCAGGAGCUGGGACAGAGCAACAGGAGCUCACCCCAUCGUGGGGAUUUGAACCACCGACCUUCCAGUCAGCAAGCCCAAGAGGCUCAAUGGUUUAGAUGCUGACCUUGAAAACAGUAGCACAUACUAGUCUCUCUUCAAUGUCCCCUGACUCUUUGUUUGGCCAGCUGGCUAUUAAGUUGCCAGAGGUGGAAUGCUGUAUUCUAGGGAUUCCGUAUUCUAGGGAAGAAUUGUUGCUUUCCAACUUUCCUUAUCAGCUCCUUGAGAUGUUUGGCUAACUAUUGUCAGAUUGCAAUGCCAGAUUGGAUGGAUCUUUUUUGUGUGUGUGUCUAACCCAGAAAGGCAUCUGCACGCUUGGUUUAGCUAGGAGGACCCACUGGACUUCAUCAUGGGAGAGAGGUGGUUGAAAUCCCUAGGUAACGGUAAAGGGACCCCUGACCAUUAGGUCCAGUCGUGGCCAACUCUAGGGUUGCGGCGCUCAUCUCACUUUAUUGGCCGAGGGAGCCGGCAUAUAGCUUCCAGGUAAUGUGGCCAGCAUGACUAAGCCGCUUCUGGCGAACCAGAGCAGCGCACGGAAAUGCCGUUUACCUUCCCGCCGGAGAGGUACCUAUUUAUCUACUUGCACUUUGACGUGCUUUCGAACUGCUAGGUUGGCAGGAGCAGGGACCCAGCAACGGGAGCUCACCCCGUCAUGGGAAUUUGAACUGCCGACCUUCUGAUCGGCAAGUCCUAUUGUGGUUUAGACCACAAUCCCUACUGGGCCAUAAAUCCCUUGAGCCUUGGAUCCCUGUGUGACAAAUAGCUGUGCGUUUGGGGGGUCCUCUUGCCUGACGUACAGUAUGCAGCACAGGCCAUUUAAUGCAGCUCACGGCAUGCAGACAGAGAAGACUUCGCUGUUUAUUAGGGGAUAUAUAAUCAUUUAAGCCUGACUAAGCUUCAAAGCCCUAAUGCGGGUGUUUGGCCAACAGAAAUGAGAUGUAAAUUUGCACUGAAUAGCCACUGAUUACAGAAAGAUGAUUAAUGAAAGAUUUGAAAUUGAUUUAUGGCUGCAGUUGUCAAGGCCUUCGCCACGAUUGUAAUAUUAUCUGCGUGAAAAGCUCUUGGCAAAUUAGAGACAAGGGAGGCAGGGUGAAAUAUCAGGUUUUCUGUCAAAGGACCGCUGCAUUGUGCGGUUCUGUUGUCUGGUCUUGAAUGACACAGGGCUGAGACCUUUUGUUUUGUGUGCCAAAAGAUUGCAGCAUACAGAGAGGCCUGUGUUUUCUAAAGUACUGGGAGAGCUGAAGACCAGUGCUUUGUCACAGCAUUUUCCCUUAAUGGGCCUGCAACUAAACUCCCCCCCCCCAUUUUUUUUUUUGGUCUCUCCCAGGCAAUAUGAGAAACUAACUGACAAUAAGCUGAAGCAUGUUUUUCAGAAAAGUUUGGGAGAAGAUUAUUGGUAUAUAUUCAGCACUUCUGUGUAAUCCCUUUUCAAGCCCACAGCUGAAAUACCCAAGAGCAAUAAAUUUUGACUACCCUUACUGGCCACUGGUUCUGUUAGCUAGGCAGUGGCGUAGCGUGGGGGGUGCAGGGGGGGCCGGCUGCACCGGGCGCAACAUCGGGGGGGGGCGCUUGCACUCACAGCUCUCUGCCCCUACCUGGCUCACUCACUCUCUCUCACUGCAGUGCUGGCUGUGCGAAUCCGAUCCGAGCCGCCGGGUCGCCGCCCACUGUGGAGGGGGGGGUGCCAGGCGUGCGGUGCGGUGCGGAGAGAGGGGGCGCAAAUUACUUGCCUUGCCCCGGGUGCUGACAACCCACACUACGCCACUGUAGCUAGGGAUGAUGGGAGUUGUAGUCCCAAAACAGCUGGAGGGCCAAGUUUGGCCAUCACUGGCUGAAUAUUUGUCAGCAGGUUCCCCUGCUUUCCCAAAAGAACAGAGAACAUACUCUCCAACAUUUCUCCGAUGAAAAUAUGGAUGUCCUAUUCCAUAACAGUAACAAUAGCAAUAAUUUCAUUACAGUGGUACCUUGGGUUACAUACGCUUCAGGUUACAGACUCCGCUAACCCAGAAAUAGUGCUUCAGGUUAAGAACUUUGCUUCAGGAUGAGAACAGAAAUUGUGUGGCGGCAGCGCAGCAGCAGCAGGAGGCCCCAUUAGCUAAAGUGGUACCUUAGGUUAAGAACACUUUCAGGUUAAGAACGGACCUCCAGAACGAAUUAAGUUCUUAACCUGAGGUACCACUGUAUAAACAUAAUAAAACAGUUAACUUUUUUUUUAAAAAAACUUCCCUAUACAGGGCUGCCUUCAGAUGUCUUUUAAAGGUUGUAUAGUUACUUAUCUCCUUGGCUUGGGGGUUGUAUAAUUCCACACCCUCCAACAUUUCUCUGAUGAAAAUAGGGACGUCCUACUAUAUCCUUCAGGGACACGGGUGGUGCUGUGGUCUAAACCACAGAGCCUAGGGCUUGCCAAUCAGAAUGUCGGUGGUUUGAAUCCCCGCAAUGGGGUGAGCUCCCAUUGCUUGGUCCCUGCUCCUGCCAACCUAGCAGUUCGAAAGCACGUCAAAGUGCAAGUAGAUAAAUAGGUACCGCUCCGGCGGGAAGGUAAAUGGCGUUUCCAUGCACUGCUCUGGUUCGCCAGAAGCGGCUUAGUCAUGCUGGCCACAUGACCCAGAAGCUGUACGCUGGCUCCCUCGGCCGGUAAAGUGAGAUGAGCGCCGCAACCCCAGAGUCGUCCGCGACUGGACCUAACAGUCAGGGGUCCCUUUACCCUUUACCUUUGCUAUAUCCUUUAGCAUUUCUCCAAUGAAAAUAGGGACACUCUAAGGUAAAAUGGGACAUCUUGGGAUCAGAUCAGAAACUGGGACAGCUUCUGUAAAUCCGGGACUGUGCCUGGAAAAUAGGGGCACUUGGAGGGUUUGGAAGAAUUGCCCCUGACCUUGGGCUAAGUAUGAGAAAUACAGUGGUGCCUCGCAAGACGAAAUUAAUCCAUUCCGCGAGUCUCUUCGUCUUACGGUUUUUUCGUCUUGCGAAGCACGGCUAUUAGCGGCUUAGCGGCUAUUAGCGGCUUAGCGGCUAUUAACGGCUUAGUGGCUUAGCGGCUAUUAACGGCUUAGCGGCUUAGCGGCUUUAAGAAAAAGGAAACAAACUCGCAAGAACUCGCAAGACGUUUCGCCUUGCGAAGCAAGCCCAUAGGGAAAUUCGUCUUGCGGAACAACUCAAAAAACGCAAAACCCUUUCGUCUAGCGAGUUUUUCGUCUUGCGAGGCAUUCGUCUUGCGGGGCACCACUGUACUGGUGAAGUCAAGGUGGGCUCUAUCCAGCUUGGAGCUGGGAAUGGAACCCAGAAAGCAAGCCCCUGCCAACACAGCUCUUCAAAGUUGGGCGGGCAGGGCAUAAAAGACUUGCUUUGCCUCUGCACCUGACAGGUACUCUGAGCCCGGAAUGCUGCUUUAAAAGGAAUCGCAUUCUCUGCCGGCUACUUUGCCACCCUUACGUUGGAAAGGGUCUUUCAGACACACAGCGCAGAGCCAUUUCAUGCAGUCUCAACGAGCCACUUCUUUUGAACCGGCGAAGGAUGUUCUUUUUCAUCAGUUUGCUCUCCAGCAUUCAAGGGAAAGGAGGAGUGGGGUGGGGGAAAUUCACACAAACGGCGGUGGCAAGAAAGGUGACUAUUUGCCAGCUUAAUAUAGCUAUCUGCUCCGCUGCAGACAAGCAGAAUCUGAAGGAAGUCUGAAAGGCAGCGCAGCCUCAAAGCUGCACCCUGUUCUCCUCCUUUUUCUAGCCGUUAACUUUCCUCUUGUGGGCGAGCUGUCUGCACACUCACGUGCCUAGCCUCCAAAUCAAGUCCCUUCCCUGAAGUACAUGAAACGAAUGAAUUUUGAUUGUGUUUAACUGUGACCCUUGCCUAGGAAAGGGUUGAUGGGACAGGAGAGCAGACGAGGCUUGCUACCAAUCUGGGUGCCGCUGCGUUGAAAAGUGUGCCCUGUUUUAUAAUGGGGGGGGGGGGGGGGUUGGUGCAGGUCGGAAAGCGGUUUUUAAAAAUUGCAGGGAAAAACAUCUUCUGCAGCAGUGCUCCCGAGAAAUGUGUAAGGAUAGCAGGGGAGGUUAAUGAGAAUCUGAGCCUGGAGGCAAGCUAGAGCAUUAGUCAGGCCUCCAACUUAAAUGCUAGGUUUGGUCCCUUGAUAUUCAAGUAUGUACCUGGCAUUCCAUGGUAUAAAUGAGCAAAUUCUAUUGGGCACUAUGAUCAGGUCUUAUCAGAUCUUUUCUUUAAAAAAAAAUUGAGAAAACUUAAUCCAUAUUUUAAAUAUUUAUGAUUCUGAGCGGUUGCAAUAUCUUUUUUUUUUUUUUAAAGUCCCGUAUUCCAUCUGCUGUUUUUUGCUUAAUAUUUCAUAAGUUUAUUAAUACGAAGCCCAGUCUAGUUGGGGAAAAUAUUUUACUUAUCAUGUGCAGUGUGCCUGUGCCAAAUAUCCUGACUUUCUGGCUUUGUAGAAUUGGUCCCUUUCGCUGUGUUUCUUGGAGCGACAUCUGCUCAUUUUCAAUUGGAUUUUCCAGUUAACUCUAAUUGGAAGUUGGGGCGCAGUUGGAUGCAAGCUGGACCUGAAAAUGGGGCUGACUUUUCAGUGUUGAUAAAGGCCAAGAUGAGGCACACACCCACUUUGUGGAGACUCAAAACAAAUAAAUAAGCAAACCCGGAUGACCGAUGCCUGGGGGAAGUCCAGAUUUGGAGUUUGAAAGUGGGGUUUCCACGCAGCCAAGGUAUUGUCUGGGGGUGAAAGACACCCUAAAAUUCCAAUUAAGCUAGUGGCAGAAUUUAUGUGUGGGACACGGGUGGCGCUGUGGUCUAAACCACAGAGCCCAGGGCUUGCCGAUCAGAAGGUCGGCGGUUCGAAUCCCUGUGAUGGGGUGAGCUCCCGUUACUCAGUCCCUGCUUCUGCCAACCUAGCAGUUUGAAAGCACAUCAAAGUGCAAGUGGAUAAAUAGGUACCACUCCGGCAGGAAGGUAAACAGCGUUUCCGUGUGCUGCUCUGGUUCGCCAGAAGUGGCUUAGUCCUGCUGGCCACAUCACCUGGAAAGCUGUCUGUGGACCAACACCAGUUCCCUUGGCCUGAAAGCAAGAUAAGCACCACAACCCCAUAGUCGCCUUUGACUGGAAUUAACUGUCCAGGGGUCUUUUACCUUUUUACCUUUAGGCUCAGGUUGUAUAUAUGCGUAAAUGACCAUAUAUCAUAAAGAUACCACAGUCUCUGCUGUUCCUGAUUUUUCCAACAAGAAGCACAGACCCUGGGUCUGUGUUUGGAACUCCCUGAAAUAUCUCACUGGAGCAAAUGGGGUGCACCAUGUACCCCUUGGAGAAAAAGAUGGGAUGUAGAUGCAAUAAAUAAGCUCAUCUUCUUACCUGCUUAAGAUAGCUGGAGGGGCCAGCCAGAAGCAGAUAUCAGUUGCCAAUGUGGCACCCAGAGUUCUACAUGUGGUUGCAGUUGGACCCGCACCAGUAACACAAUGCGCCUGGCUAAUUUUUAUCACUGAGCAGGGCACAAAGGGGUAGAGCAAGCACAGGCUUUUGGGUGGCACUGAGACUUGUCAUCCUAGCUUAAACAUGUCAGAAACCCAUGAUUUGGGUUGCCAAUGUGGGUGACUGGGUAAACUGUUUUAGGAUACAGAACUGCGACCGGGAGGAGUUCUAAUGGAAUAGCUUGAAAUAAAUGCAUUGCUUUUGUAUUGGGGUUGGGUCAAAGUGUGUUUGUGUUGUCAUCUGUGUUCGCUGAUUGUCUUCUUUGGGAGGGAUACUUUUGUGAUUACAGUGGUACCUCGGGUUACAUAUGCUUCAGGUUACAUACGCUUCAGGUUACAGACUCCGCUAACCCAGAAAUAUUACCUCGGGUUAAGAACUUUGCUUGAGGAUGAGAACAGAACGGACCUCUGGAACGAAUUAAGUACGUAACCCGAGGUACCACUGUACUUAAUUCAUUCCGGAGGUCCAUUCUUAACCUGAAACUGUACUUAACCUGAAGCACCACUUUAGCUAAUGGGGCCUCCUGCUGCCGCCAGAGCACAAUUUCUGUUCUCAUCCUGAAGCAAAGUUCUUAACCCGAGGUACUAUUUCUGGGUUAGUGGAGUCUGUAACCUGAAGCGUAUGUAACCUGAAGUGUAUGUAACCCGAGGUACUACUGUACACACCUGUGAUCAGGUGGCUGUUUCUUGGGGGUGGGUUAGUGUUAUGAAUCUGGGGAUAUAAUGGUCUGUUGGGCUCAUUCAACCGGCCAAGGGUCGUUUCAUAUUUCUGGUGAGGGGGUGGGGCAGAUCCAGGGUUUCCUGAUGCAUAGACCUGUGUGAUGCACACUUUUGCAAACCAAAAUGCAUUUGUCAGCCAAAAACAUAAGGAGAAAAUUCUGCACUGCCCCAGAUGCACUGGGUAAAUCGGGACACACACACACACACACACACACACACACAAAAUCAGUCUAAAUCAGUUGAUGUCACCGUUAAACCAAAUACAGAUGGAAGACAAACCACACUAUGAGUCAUUAAUACUUAAUAUACUGCUAGUCUGCCCCAGAAAAGGAGAGUACAUCCAUUUUCUUAUUUGGGCAACUCGCUUACCUCCAUCACGCGGCAGCAAAAUUAGCUACGAAUGGUGGGGCCGUGGGCAGGUUCAUAUCCUAAAUUUGGCUUUUAAUAAACUCCUUCAGCCUUGAUAGUUGGGAUGUCUCUUGUCCUCUAGCAAGAUAAGCAGCCAGCCAAUUUCCCACCUUUACAAAUUGUACCUAGCCAUUCAAGCAAACAUUUGCCUUGACAGGAGUUGUUUUUGCAGCCAGCAUUUUAAAAUUAGCACUUGAACCUGAGGCUGGUCUGCCACAUGCUGUGUGCCUUGUAUUUUUAGUAGUACGUGUGAUAUCUUUGUCUUUAUCACUGUGCAUUUAUAUCUGAAGUGAAUAGCGUGGUUGGCAGGGGCUGUGAGCCUCCCUACCUCCCGUAAACUCACUCGCUGUUUUUUGCCCCUGAACACUUACGAUUCAGAAAUAGGCCUUGCUUAUAUAAAUGAUUUAAUACCAGGUAAUUGAAAUGCAUGUAUGUUUUCCUUCUCAGGUUGUUAGAGACUUGGAAGAAACAUUUAGCAUCAAAUUAAUGUCACAUGUUCUGGGGUUUAAUCUCAUACAUAGUUAAGUUACGGAUCUUGCACUCAUGUGGCGCACUGGGUACUAGCCCUUCAAGUGUGCUGCAGUGUCUGUUAUGUGGUGUCCUAGCUGGUGUUUCUUUUAAAACACUUUACUGAUUGUAAACGUAUGGCAAUACCUGCCAUUGGAUAGGGAAUGUGCCUUUAGUGUAGAGCUCUCAGUCAGUCAGUCAUUCAAUAAGGGCAGGUCCUAUGAAUGGCUAUUAGACAUGGUGGCUAAAUGGAUCCUCCAUAUUCAGGGGUCUUAGGUGGAUCAGGUGGGGAUCAUCAACCUGGGAAGCUAGCCCAUCUAGGAAAAGAAAAAUUCUGAUCCUAAACCUCUGAUGCCUUGAGGGAGAUCUUCGGGAAAAGAAAAGGCGUAAGGCGUGAGUCCUACACAAAUCUGGAGUGGAGCCCCUAAGAUGGUUGGAUGGCAUUUUGUGUGCAUCCUUCUCAGGGGCAUAGGAAGAGAGGGCAGGGGGUCGGUACGCCCCUGGGUGUCAUUUCUGAGGGGGGUGACAAAAUCUCCCCUGGGCGGAUCGCUGUGCUGCCCCCGGGGCGCCGAUCGCCCCCCUGGGUGCCAGUCACCAUGCCAAUCACCCCCAAUGGCCACCAGCCACUGGCUCUGCGCCGUCCACCCACUGCCUCCCCCCCAGCUGUAGGGCAGAGGAGGCCCCACGGUUCGCUCUGCUCCUGUGGGCGGUUUGCCGUGCCCUAGGUCCCUGAGAGGCUUUGAAAUAUACUCAGAGUCGAGAGUGGAAUUCAUGCUCUUUUUCAGCUCAUAGUAGUGAGGAAUGGAAGUUCCCCCAGAAUGUCUGCUUUAUAUACAUUAUUUACACAGUGGGCCCCAUGUGAGUGGCUAAUUCCGGGAUUCUCCUGUAGGCCAAUCAGGUUGCGGAUUCACUUCUACCUGGAGCUGGAUUGGGUGACUCCUGUGGACCAAUCAGACUGCUGCAUUCUGGGUCCUAUUGUUCUAGGGCCAAUCAGACUGCUGCAUUUUGGAUCCUAUUCAACUCAGUAUAUAACAGGCUUCCUCCACUGCUGGUCUUUCUGGUAACACCUGCAGCUUGGUCAAAGCUGGUGCCAAACGUAUUGCUCUGUUUUCUUUUGGACCAGCUCAGCGAGGCCGAGAGGGGAGUCUUGUCGUCUGGGCAGCCAGGAGCUCCAUACACACUGCCCAGGCUUGCAUUCUGGGAAGAUCAUUCUGGUUUGACUUCACCCCCGGAGGAGCACUCCAUUGUCUCUUAGGACAGAUGGAAGCCAACCAGGUGAUAAAAACAGGGCUGCUGCCUUCAAGGCCUGCUUGUGGAUUUUUUCUGGAAGCCUUUGACAGGCAAGUGUUGGAAAUGGAAUCAGGAUGCUGAACGAGAGAGACUUUUAAGCCUGAGUAGUGAUUUCAUUUCAUUUAAAAGCAUUCAUAUGCUGUUUAGUAUUUAAAAAACCUCUAAGCAGUGUACAGUCCCAAAACAAACGAAUGAUAUAUCACUGAAACAAAAAUACAACCUAAAACCAGUAAAGCAGCAAUGUUAAGCACCUUCUUAUUACAUUGAAAAGUUUCAUAGCCGUUUAAUCCAUUCAAUAGCUGUUGAUUCCUUCUCUUUUAUUUCAUUUAAAGCGAGCUGAUGUUUGGCAUGUUAAACCUUUUGCAGUGGGUGGGUAGUAAUAGAAAUCUCGGGAGGUAGCUGUAGCCUUGUUUGUGCUGCAGAUACGAAUGGCUUGGUGGUGGGAGGUGGACUGGAAGUUGCUGUCGUGCACUGAGAUAGGAAUCAAGGUACAAUAAUAGGGAAAGGUCAGGGUGCCUGGAUAAGAUCUUGACGAUCUCCCUUGUGGGUUUGCAGAGAUAAGCAGCCUUCACUCACUAGCAACAGUAGCAGCAGCAGCAGCUGCUUUUUCAUCUCAUUUCCUUCUCAAGUAACUUUGCAGCAAUGCCAGACGGGAGAGAAAGGGGCAGUUCUUUUCAUCUCUGCUGAAUAUUCUGUUCAAAAUGGCUGGUGGCAAGACCUCUGCUCCCUUUAUAUGUUGUUGCUAGGCAGAUCUGAAAAUUUGAGACCCAUGUUCUCCUCCCCCUCCAGCUUUUUAAGAAGAGUCCUGCUAGCUCAGGCACCCCCAAACUCGGCCCUCCAGAUGUUUUGGGACUACAACUCCCACCAUCCCUAGCUAACAGGACGAGAUGUAGUCCCAAAACAUCUGGAGGGCUGAGGUGGGGUAUGCCUGGGCUAGCCAGACCAAGGGUCCAUCUAUUCCAGGGGUGGGGAAGCUUUGGCUCUUCAGACCUUGCAGCUUCCAUCAUUCCAUCCUGAACACAGACUCAGUCGGGUUACAGACUCUGCUAACCUGGAAGUAGUACCUCGGGUUAAGAACUUUACCUCAGGAUGAGAACAGAAACCGCGUGGCAGCAGUGCAGCAGCAGCGGGAGGCCCCUUUAGCUAAAGUGGUACCUCAGGUUAAGAAAGGUUUCAGGUUAAGAAUCGAACAGUGUUUUGUCACAGCAUUUUCCCUUAAUGGGCCUGCAACUAAACUCCCCCCCCCCCAUUUUUUUGGGGUCUCUCCCAGGCAAUAUGAGAAACUAACUGACAAUAAGCUGAAACAUGUUUUUCAGGAAAGUUUGGGGGAAGAUUCUUGGUGUAUAUUCAGCAUUUGUGUGUAAUCCCUUUUCAAGACCACAGCUGAGAUACCCAAGAGUAAUAAAUUUUGACUACCCUUACUGACCACUGGUUCUGUUAGCUAGGGAUGAUGGGAGUUGUAGUCCCAAAACAGCUGGAGGGCCAAGUUUGGCCAUCGCUGGCUGAAUAUUUGUCAGCAGGUUUCCCUGCUUUCCCAAAAGAACAGAGAACAUACUCUCCAACAUUUCUCCGAUGAAAAUAUGGAUGUCCUACUCCAUAACAAUAGCAAUAAUUUCAUUACAGUGGUACCUUGGGUUACAUACGCUUCAGGUUACAGACUCCGCUAAUCCAGAAAUAGUACCUUGGUUGAAGAACUUUGCUUCAGGAUGAGAACAGAAAUCGGGCAGCCGUGGCAUGGCAGCAGCAGGAGUCCCCAUUAGCUGAAGUGGUGUUUCAGGUUAAGUACAGUUUCAGAUUAAGAACGGACCUCCAGAACUAAUUAAGUACUUAACCCGAGGUACCACUGUAUUCCUUUAGAUCAGGCCCCCACAUCCACAUGCAUUCCUCGCAGAAAUAAAUUGCUUGCUGGGCUGACUGGUGCUCAAGAGGCUGUAAAUGAGCCCUCACAAUGUCUGUAGCCGUUUCCACAGCUGCUUCAACCAGAUGCGGAGAGUAGCUUUCUGUUGGAUCGCCAUCUCUUGCCUGCUCAGCCUCUGGCAACAUCUGACCACUUCUGGCCGUGGCAGAGAGGAGCAAGACAGCUGUAGCAAAUAUCCCUUGGCCAGAAGCAGACAGGUAGUGCGAUGAGUGAGCAGGUGGCCAGACUGCAGAGAAGGCAGGUGGGAGACUCUUCUCAAGUGGCUGUUACAGGAAUUUUUAUAAUGCUCACACACAAUGUCUUCUCAAAACACCACAUCACACGCUGCACCACACAAUUUCCAACGCUGUUCUGCUCAGGGAAAAGAUGGCUACCGAAGGGGGGACUUGGGGAACUGGUAAAAGACAGCCAUAAUCCCUGAAACCUGGGAUCAGGUAGACAGCAACCUUUUGCAUAAGAGAUCAUCACUGGCACCCUGGCAAAUGGGUGCCAGACAGGUAGUCAUCCUGUGGACAAUAGCAAACCAUCAGGAAUGGAUUAGGUUCUUGGUCAGGACAAACCAGGAACUUAUAAAUAUUUUUUUUGUCUUACUUGAUGGGUGUGAGGUGGAGGUCAAGGGAAGGAUGGUGGCAAACCUGAUGUAUUUGUGAUGUAUGCAUGAUGCAAUUUUAGGGGUGUUGUGGGUAUCUUUGUAAAACUGAUAAAAGUGGGAGCCAUCCUUUGUUCUGGGCUUCUUCUUGCUUCUCCCAUGUGGUGGGCAACAGUCCUUUAAAAUAAAGACCAGACCUACUGGCUGCUGUUUUGCUCCUAUAUUCCUGGCUGGUGUCUUUGUUUGAUAAUCCAAGUGAGGCUAAGGAUUUUCCUAUAACCCGGCUUUGAGAACUGAUAGCUAAAAGUCACCCAGGAGCUUCUGGCCCUACAAACAGUGGCGUAGCGUGGGUUGUCAGCACCCGGGGCAAGGCAAGUAAUUUGCGCCCCCUAACCCAGUAGGGGCAGAGAGCUGCGAGUGCGAGUGCGCCCCCCCCAGAUGUUGCGCCCGGUGCGGCCAGCCCCCCCUGCACCCCCCACGCUACGCCACUACAUACAAAGUUCUAUUUGUGGGCUCCUUUGUGACUAGAUCAUUGUAAGAGGAGGAACCAUUUGUUACCCAUUCGUAACGUGUGUGCUUUUGAUGGAUUGCUACUGUGAACUAAUAGACAUAAGCGCCAAGUACCAAAGCAGAAGUACGCAACAUGAGGAUGGAAGGAAUAUUUGCGGCUAAGUAGUGCGGCAUAAGAGAAACCAGUCAGAAAACAAUGUGACUCUUCCUUAGUGGAGCUUUUAUGAGAACAUCGUUGGACACACGGCAGAGGCUGUUUGCUUCCUUACGAGUUUAACACGCCACAAUAAACAAUUUCUUCCCCAUUGUCGAGGGAGCGUCAAGCUAGAACGUAUAAUGUAUUAAUUGAACAGUAAUGGGGUAGUUCAGCUUUUGGUCUACGUUUAACACUUCAGUAACUGGGAAAGGAAGAGCUUACCGGCAGGCAAGUGGAAAACUUGGUGCCCCGUUGCCAUAGGCAACUUGAAAAAUUGGACCAGGUGACUGGUUCCUGGUUGCUGUAGAAGAUAAGAAGCAGAUUUCCCUGGCUUUUCAUGUUUGCCUCUGUGUGUGUGACCUGGGCAUUUCAUCUUUUCAUCCCCUCUGCAAUUACUAACUUAAUUUGAAGUGUGUGCUCCCAGGGAUUCUCAGAGCAAUGUGGUAGAACCUCUUUUCGUGUUACGUCUCCGCUCUGGAAUGUAUGAAGCAGUGGUAAUGAUGUGUGUCAGCAUGUGCAAAAGGGGGGAGGUGGUCAGAAUGCACCCAAAAGAACAGGAUUCUUCUUACUGGCAGAAUCAUCAGGUCACAUUCUCUCCCUCUCCCUCUCCCUCUCCCCCCCCCACCUUCCCAAUUUAGCUUUUAGAAUAUCUGGCAGACACCCAACUUUUGCAAACAUACUUCACUUCUGCUUACUGAGGUCUAGCGCAGUUAUCAACUUAGAAUUACAGACAUUUGCAAUCUGUUUUUUAAAUGUGUGCUUUCAUUUUUCUUCUUUUUCUCUCCUCCCUCCCCCCCCCCAAACGUUUAGUGGGAAGAAAUUGGCGAGGUGGAUGAGAAUUAUGCGCCGAUCCACACAUAUCAAGUGUGCAGAGUCAUGGAACAGAGUCAGAACAACUGGCUUCUGACAAGCUGGAUCUCCAACAAAGGAGCCUCUCGAAUCUUCAUUGAACUGAAAUUCACCCUUAGGGACUGCAACAGCCUUCCUGGAGGACUUGGGACUUGCAAAGAGACUUUUAAUAUGUAUUAUUUUGAAUCGGAUGACGAAGACGGAAGGAACGUAAAAGAAAACCAGUACAUCAAGAUUGAUACCAUUGCGGCGGAUGAGAGCUUCACAGAGCUAGACCUUGGAGAUAGAGUCAUGAAGCUGAACACAGAGGUGAGAGAUGUCGGGCCGCUGACCAAAAAGGGAUUUUACCUUGCUUUCCAAGAUGUGGGUGCCUGCAUUGCGCUGGUCUCUGUGAGGGUGUACUAUAAGAAGUGCCCUGUGGUGGUUCGGAACUUGGCCGUCUUCCCCGACACCAUCACCGGAGCAGAUUCUUCUCAGCUUCUGGAAGUCUUGGGGUCGUGUGUGAACCACUCUGUGACAGACGAACCCCCACGGAUGCACUGCAGUGCCGAAGGGGAGUGGCUGGUGCCAAUUGGGAAAUGCAUGUGCAAGGCAGGCUACGAAGAAAAGAACAACACUUGUCAGG